Messenger RNA from Arvicola amphibius (Eurasian water vole), 2300 nucleotides. It is a transcript of the gene Imp4, whose product is annotated as IMP U3 small nucleolar ribonucleoprotein 4. NCBI's taxonomy places the organism in Eukaryota, Metazoa, Chordata, Mammalia, Rodentia, Cricetidae. Gene Ontology annotation, cellular component: small-subunit processome; Mpp10 complex; nucleolus. The record is from RefSeq and is a predicted model, not a curated record. Gene Ontology annotation, molecular function: rRNA primary transcript binding; snoRNA binding. The transcript has 9 exons. Gene Ontology annotation, biological process: rRNA processing. Bases 431 to 1306 code for a protein of 291 amino acids.
AUCUCCGGGUGGCCCGCAUCAACGGCUAAGGCACUCCGGGAACCGGGACGCGGAAUAUUUCCCGAGUCAGACGGCUAUGAAGAGUCGGGCUGUAAGCUUAGUUCCAGGAAGCCACCAGCCUACUUUCCCGCUUCUCCUCUUCGCGAGCCGACUGUUUGAUCAUUCAGGCACGAGUGAAGCCGCGGGCAGACUCGUCUAUCUGGGCUGUCUUGAAGCACGUGACAUUCCGAAUCCAGGGACUUGAUUGGCUGCCUGGCUGACCAAUACCCUUGCGAUGCCCUCCGCCGUUCGCCAUCUUAACGUGGGGCACUCCGGACGGCAGCCCAAUCGAGUGAAGCCUCUCGGCCUUCUUGGUUGAGGGCGGAAGUGAGCGAUGCGUGGUGCCGGCGGCGCCUAAAGAUCAGAGACUCGUGUGGAAGCGGCGCUCAUCAUGCUCCGUCGGGAGGCUCGCCUGCGCCGGGAGUAUCUGUACCGCAAGGCCCGGGAGGAUGCGCAGCGAUCGGUUCAGGAGAAGAAAGAGCGAGUCAAGCGUGCUCUUGAAGAAAACCAGCUGAUUCCCUCUGACCUGCGCCGGGAGGCUCUAGCCUUACAGGGGUCCCUGGAGUUCGAUGAUGCUGGCGGCGAAGGUGUGACCAGCCAUGUAGAUGAUGAAUAUCGGUGGGCUGGGGUUGAGGAUCCUAAGAUCAUGAUCACUACCUCCCGAGAUCCCAGUUCUCGCCUGAAGAUAUUUGCAAAGGAACUGAAACUGGUGUUCCCAGGUGCCCAGCGCAUGAACCGUGGUCGGCAUGAGGUUGGAGCGCUGGUGCGAGCUUGCAAAGCCAAUGGGGUCACCGACCUGUUGGUUGUCCAUGAGCACCGAGGCACACCUGUGGGGCUCAUUGUCAGCCAUCUGCCCUUCGGUCCUACGGCGUACUUCACACUGUGCAAUGUGGUUAUGCGGCAUGACAUCCCUGACCUGGGCACCAUGUCAGAGGCCAAGCCUCACCUCAUCACUCACGGCUUCACUUCACGGCUGGGCAAGCGGGUGUCUGAUAUCCUUCGUUACCUAUUCCCUGUGCCCAAAGACGACAGCCAUCGGGUCAUCACCUUUGCAAACCAGGAUGACUACAUUUCCUUCCGGCACCAUGUCUACAAGAAGACAGACCACCGCAAUGUGGAGCUGACUGAGGUUGGGCCUCGGUUUGAGCUGAAAUUAUACAUGAUUCGCCUGGGCACACUGGAGCAGGAGGCCACGGCAGACGUGGAGUGGCGCUGGCACCCCUAUACCAACACUGCCCGCAAGAGGGUCUUUCUGAGCGCUGAGUGACCUGUGAGCUACUGGCCAGUCAGGAUGUGGACUUGGACUUCUGGGGCAGGGACUUGUCACAGACAGAUUUACUAAUCCCAAGUGGGGGCUGGAAGGAUCCAAAAUAAACCCUCUGUCGUCAUGCUGCCCAAGUGCCUCUCACUGGUCACAGUGGGCCUGUUCUCUGUCAGACCAAAUCUGAAAGAUGAAGCCCACAGAGUGUCUGUGAGUUGAAGACCUAAUGACUAGAGUGUCCUCAGGCCUCGUUUUAUGUGGAGUAUAAACAGUCCCUCUCGGUGGGGAUGGUGGUACAGACUCCCCACUGGAAAAUGAGUGGUUGUUUUGGGAGUUGGGCCCUGUGAUCACUCAUCUCGGUGGUUUAGGGUAAGUCUUUUCAACAGCAGCAAGCUGACCCCAUUCCAGUGCCAGCCAAACCUGUCAGUUUAACAGGGUCCCUCUGCCAAGCGGGUGCAUCCUUUUUCCCAGGAGACAUGGUGACACCAACAACCUGCCUGCCCUUCCCCGAAUUCUUGCAGAUGGGCCUAUCCAACAGCACAUGGGGAAGUGCCUCAAGAUUCUAAGUCUGUGCCCCAGCCUCUCCCAGCUUACGCCCUCUCUGUUCCCACAUUUCUGUACAUGCCUGGGGACCCUGUGUUUAUGUAGAGUGGUUGUCAAGACCCUGGAAAUGCACUAGAGUUUACAGAGAGAGCUGUGAUGUGAUCCAUCAUGCAGUUAGGAGACCUGAGGAAGCGUGUGAGGAAGACAUGUCCGCAUGGAAUCCUGAGAACCGAAUUAGUGUGAGAUAACAGAAGCCAUCUGAAUGACAUGAGACCCAGUAAGAAAAGGAGAAAGGGAGGCCACUGUGUUGUGUUGGAAAGUCUGGGAUGAAACCACCAUUACAGCUCAUGAAUCUAGUUCCUCUACAAGGCCUUGGGGAUUUUGCUUCUUUCUUAGAAGAAUGAACCUUUGUGUAUGUCUGUGUAUUGUCAAAAUUUUAAAACAAGUAAAAUUAAAA